Messenger RNA from Gracilinanus agilis (Agile Gracile Mouse Opossum), 2384 nucleotides. RefSeq names its product YJU2 splicing factor homolog B (gene YJU2B). The transcript has 9 exons. NCBI's taxonomy places the organism in Eukaryota, Metazoa, Chordata, Mammalia, Didelphimorphia, Didelphidae. Gene Ontology annotation, biological process: mRNA splicing, via spliceosome. The coding region runs from base 1171 to 2271 and encodes 366 amino acids. Gene Ontology annotation, cellular component: U2-type spliceosomal complex; post-mRNA release spliceosomal complex. The record is from RefSeq and is a predicted model, not a curated record.
UUGGAGUAGAUAAUCUCCAAGCCCUUUUCAGUUCUGUAUCUUAUGAUUCUAGUGCUGUGAGAAUACAGAAUAAUAAUUUACAAAAGGUGCAAGUAGAAGUCCCCUGAGGACCCAGGGCUAGACACAAAGAUUUCAUCAGUAUACUUAAAAGCAUGAUUCCCUCUAGUUUAACUCCAUUGUUAAUUGAACCCUUGAUUCUAUCUGGUCUAAGUUCAAAAGGUCAUUUGUGGCAGAACCUUCUCUCCAGGCUAGGAUCAUACCCCUGAAAAGCCAUAAAGUCCACCUGAAACAGUAUUAGGGGAUCUGUCAUCCUUUAAUUUGUCUAAAUUCAUCCUCAGCCACUUCAUAUUUCUUACCUGGACUACUUCCUAAGGUAGAUGUGUGGAACAUGGAAGUUACUGAAUAUCAGAGCUGGAAGAUACCUCAAAGAUCAUCUAGUCUAGCCCCAAGACACCACAUGGUGUUUGGAAAGAGCACUGGUCAUAAGAUCCAGGAAACCUGGGUUCAAAUCCUGGCUUUGACACUAGCCUUGUGGCAGUAGCUAAGUUAUGAGCCUCAGUUUCCUUGUCUGUAAAGUAAGGAUGGUAGUAAUACUCCCACUAGCUGACUCACAGUGUUGUGAAGGAAGCACUUUGAAGCACUUUGUGAGUUGUACAUAGGAGAAAACCAAAUCAGAGAGAAGUUAGUGACUUGACUAAUAUUAUAAUAGGUACUUCAUGGCAGGGACAGAAUUCCAAAAUGCUUCACUCUUAGUCUAGUGCUCUAUGGGUAUGCUAUAUAAAACUUCCUUUUAUUCAUCCUAGAACUUCAAAGUAUACUCCUGAGUUUAGCAUUCAGAGAUUGGUGAACAAAUUCCUCUUUGCUGAUGUUAAUGAGCUUUUACUAUAUUUUGUCUUUCUGUAAUAGUUACUCAUGUUUCAGUCUAUCAUUUAUGGACUUUAAGGAGAGUACCUAAUGGGUCCAUGCCCUCUAGUAAGCUGAAAAUAAUCCUUUGUCCCCCUAAUUUCCAGUAGGAAAUUAAAUGGAACCAUCUAAACUUUGUUGCAAAUUAUAGAAAAAGUGUGGGUGUAUAUGUAUGUUUGUGAACCAUGUACAGUCAGGGUAUCUGAUUGUCUUUUAUAGGUUGGACAUAUUCCGUUUACUUAGAAAGAGAAAUCAACAUUUUCCAAGAUGGGUGAAAGAAAAGGUGUAAACAAGUACUACCCUCCAGACUUUGAUCCAGCAAAGCAUGGCUCUCUCAAUCGAUACCACCACAGCCACCCCCUCCGGGAGAGGGCACGGAAACUCUCACAGGGUAUUCUUGUCAUCAGAUUUGAGAUGCCUUAUAACAUAUGGUGUGAUGGCUGUAAGAACCACAUUGGCAUGGGUGUUCGUUACAAUGCCGAAAAGAAGAAAGUUGGUAAUUAUUACACAACCCCAAUCUACAGAUUCAGAAUGAAAUGUCAUCUCUGUGUCAACUACAUCGAGAUGCAGACAGAUCCUGCCAAUUGUGACUAUGUGAUUGUAAGUGGUGCCCAGAGGAAGGAGGAGCGCUGGGACAUGGAAGAGAAUGAACAGAUCCUGACCACAGAGCAGGAGAAGAAACAGAAGCUGGAGACGGACGCCAUGUUCCGCCUGGAGCAUGGCACAACAGACCAGAGCAAGUUGCAGAAGGCCAUUCCCACCCUGUCCAACAUCCAGGAAGCCCAGAGCGCCUGGAAGGAUGACUUUGCCCUUAACAGCAUGCUAAGGAGGAAGUUUAGGGAAAAGAAAAAGGCCAUAAAGGAAGAAGAGGAAAAGACACUGGCCCUACAGACCAAAGCGAACCUCAGUAUCCCCCUGGUGCCUGAAACAGAGGAGGACCGGAAACUCGCUGCCCUGCUCAAGUACCACAGUCUGGACUCAUAUGAAGACAAACAGAAAUUGAAACGAACAGAAAUCUUUGGCCGUUCCUGGUUCCCUUCUGCCUCGGGACCUGGAACCAGCAACAGCAAGGUGAACAGCGUCCUCAAGAAGCUUGCAGUUAGUCGGAAACUCAUGCCCAGUGGGUCUUCCAUCUCUAGCAGCGACCUAGGAAUUGUUCGUAGGAAGUCCAGGGAUGGCCUAGAGAGUCCUCAAGGGUCUGGAGAAGCUCCAGAGCCAAGUGGAAUGAAGGAGGAAGAAGAAAAUCAGCCGGGAGGAUCUUCAGCAGUUAGAGACUAUUCCCCAGAUGUGGAAACACAGAGCGGGCCUAGCACCUCCAUCCUCAAUUCUUCACUAGUUGCAGACUAUUCAGACUCUGAGAGUGACUAAUGUAAUUUCCUCCAUCCUAGGCUGGUCUCCUACCUGCACCUCCCUCUCCAAGAAAUUCAGGAUUACUUCUGCCAGCUAAAGUAUGUGCUCACUCCCAGGAAGACUUCCACUCA